Molecule: messenger RNA, 3994 nt
Organism: Apis cerana (Asiatic honeybee)
Lineage: Eukaryota; Metazoa; Arthropoda; Insecta; Hymenoptera; Apidae
Molecular function (GO): ADP-ribose diphosphatase activity; NADH pyrophosphatase activity; NAD binding
Source: RefSeq, a predicted model, not a curated record
AUUUUUAUUCUAACAUUAUACAUUAUUAAGAUAACGUUACACAUAUUAAGAUAAACUAAUUUUAAUCAUGUUACAUAAAAACUUUUAAUUUACGUAUCUAUACAAAAUAUGAUAGUAAAUAACAUCAUUGAAAAAUUCUUAAAAAUGUUUAUAUUUCAUAUUUUCAAAUGUUGCAAUGUGUAGGAUUGAAACUUCAAAACUUCAUUACGUUGUUACAAUUAAAACAACAAUUUUUAGUGAGACACCAUACUAUCUUUUACACUAUAUUGCGUCGUAAAACAUAUAGUAAUCUUUCUGUAAUUAUGGCAUCGAAAUGUUUUAAGGGGAAUAAUGAUCACUAUAAUGGCAUAACUAUCGAUUCAAAUGAAGAAUCUUGCACGUCUCAAGUAUUUGCUCAUCGUCUUGCAGCAUCUUUACAAGAGUGGAUACAAAAUAAAAAACGCACAAUAUGGUUUCGCGUAUAUUUAUCACAUUCAGAAUGGAUACCAAUACUUGUGAAAGAAGGAUUUAAAUUUCAUCAUGCAAAACAAGAAUAUGUUAUGCUUUAUCGAUGGUUAGUUAACGAAGAAUGUAAUAUUCCACAUUAUGCACAUACAAAUUUAGGAAUUGGUGGGUUUGUUUAUAAUGAAGAAACUCAAGAAGUUUUAGUUCUUAAAGAAAAAUAUGUAAACAAAAAAGCUAUGUGGAAAUUACCAGGUGGUUAUGUCAAUCCAGGAGAAAAUUUAGAAGAAGCUGUGAAAAGAGAAAUUCUAGAAGAAACUGGUAUACAAACUAUUUUUAAGUGUAUAAUAAGUUUUAGACAUAUUCAUGACUAUUCAUUUAAUUGUUCUGAUAUAUAUAUGGUUGCUUAUUUAACUCCUCUUAAUUUCGAUAUUAAAAAAUGUGAAAAAGAAAUUUCUGAAUGCAGAUGGAUGAAGGUGAAUGAUUUUUUAAAACAUUCAGAUGUACAUGAAAAUAAUAGAUUGAUUGCAAAAAAAAUGUUAGAAUUUUUUAAACAUAAAAUAGGAAUUAUUGCUGAAUAUAAUAGACACUCUAUAACAAACAAACCUAUCUGUAUAUAUAGUAUAUCUAAGAUUAAUAAUAUAUAGCAGUAUGUAAAAUAAUUAAAAAAUAUAAUUAAUUUUAUAGUUUGAAGAAAAUAAUAAUAUUUAUAGAAAAUAAUAAUUAUUUUAAAAAAUAAACAAAAAUAAAAUUAUUUUUCAAUAAUUUUUUUUACAUUUUUUUAUUAAUUAAUUACACUAUAUGAACUGAUUAUAUAAAUGUUAUUAUAUCAAAUACAUAACACUUCAAACUAUGAAUUCUAUAAAUAUAAACAUAUAUACUUGUAUUUCUAUAAUUUUAAAUUAAAAAAAAAUUUUAACAAUUAAUAGAUGUAAUAAAAUUUUUUGCAUCGCAAAAAAUACACAAAAAAUAUAUUGUAUUAUAAUCAAAAAAUGACAAUAAUUUUAAUUUCUGAAAUGAAUAUGUUAAUUAUUUAAAAAUUUUUUUUUAUCAAUCUGUUUUUUUUUAUAUUGAUAAUUAUAAUUUACCAAAAUUAUGGUUAAAAAUAGGAUGAAAAUGUCUCUGUAAAUUUCAAAAGAAAAAGGAAAAUAAAUAAAUAAAUAAAGUAUUAUACAGGACAAAAAUAUUUUUAAAAAAUAUUACAAUAUUUAGAAAUGGACAAAUAUUAAAAUAUUUUCAUAUUAAAUAUUUUUUGAAAAUCAGACUUUAUAUCGAAAGAUAACUUCCUCCUAGUUUUAUUUACUACGUACUUCUUUAUUACAUUUUAGUUAAUGACUGACAAACUCACAAGGAAAAUGGAAGAACGUAUAUGUCAUUAAGGUUAAGGUUAUACAAUAUUUUGUUAGUCGAUUUGUUUACAAUUCGACUAUUUUUUCUUAUAAGAAAUAUUAGUAAAUAAUCCAACGAGACUUCAUAUGUAGAAGAGCGUUUAAUACGGCACAAAAUUUGUUGCCAAGAUGAGUAAAAUGUAUACAACCGCCAACCUCUCUGACAAAGAGUUAAAAGAAGAAGGAAAUCGACUUUUCAAUCUUCACAAAUAUGAGGAUGCUGCACACUGCUACACCAAAGCAAUUGUGAGUGCUACUAUGAAUCUAUGCAGGCAAGUUACGACAUUGCAUCUCAUUCCUGCAGAUUAAAAAUCCAACCCAAGCACUAUAUUUUACGAACCGAGCGCUGUGUAACCUGAAAUUGAAACGAUGGGAAUCAUCCUGUCUAGACUGCAGACGUGCUCUCGAUAUCGAUCCAUGUCUGGUGAAGGGUCAUUUUUUCUUGGGUCUAGCUCUGCUCGAAAUGGAACUCUUCGAUGAAGCUGUGAAACAUUUACAAAGAGGUAUGUCGCUAUAUUUUUGUUUUGAAAUUUCAUUGGCUUCUUAUUAUAAUAUGCUUCUUACAAAAAUUUAUUUAUAGGAAAAUAUUUCAUCAUAAUUUUUAUAAAAUAAUUAUAAAUUAUAUAUAUUAAUAUUUUUUUUUAAUAUUUUAAAUUUUUCAUUUUAUCAUUUCAUUAUAAAAUCAUUUUACUUAUUUCAUGUAAUCAAAGUAAACAUUAUAUAUUUAAAUUGCAUUUUGCAAAAUAUUUUUUAAUAAAAAAAUUAUUUAUUUGUUAAUAUUGUUUUAUAUGCCAUAUCUUUUUUUAUAUGUUAUCUUAAUCUUUAAAAGCUAUCAUUGAAAAAAGUUGUAUGAAAAUAAUAUUUAUUUAGAAUGAAAUUUCAUCUAUGACAGCAUUUAAAGAUUAGAUUAUCUUGUCUAUAUAUAUAUAUAUAUUUAUAUAUAUAUUAUAUAAUAUUUUAUUGUACAAUAUAUGUAUUAUUGUGAAAUAUGGAAGUAUCUUGUGAAUAUUUUUUUUUAUGGUAUUCAUGGUUUUUAUGGCAAUGUGAAAUUUGCCAUUCUCAUGAUUACACAUCUCAACGAUAAUGUAGCUGUGGAUUUGGCCAAGGAACAAAAAUUAAACUAUGGAGAUGAUAUGACCAGCAUUUUAAGGCAAGCACGAAAACGUUGUUUCCAAUUGAGAGAAGAACAGAGAAUUGCUCAAGAUAUUGAAUUACAAUCAUAUCUGAAUCAAUUGAUAGUAGAAGAUGCUGAACGAAGUUUAGCUGCUUUAAAGGAACAAGAAGCAGUUAAAGAUGCAGAUAGUAAAAGUGAAGGAGAAGCCUCAUCUAUUGAAUUUACAAGGAAAAAAGAAGAGAUAGAAGAAAAAAGAGAUACAUGUAUGGCUCACCUUAAUGAUUUAUUUGCAAAAGUGGAUGAAAGAAGAAGGGUGAGUUUAUAUUCUUGAUUAUUUUUGAAAUUUUUAAUUGCAUAUGAAAAAAAAUAAUUAUCUGAAAUUUUUAUGAAUAUGUGGAAUAGAAAAGAGAAGUACCUGAUUAUUUAUGUGGAAAAAUUAGUUUUGAAAUUUUACAAGAACCUGUAAUAACACCAAGUGGAAUUACAUAUGAACGAAAAGACAUUGAAGAACAUUUACAAAGGGUGGGACACUUUGAUCCAGUUACUAGAGUUCGUUUGACUCAGGAUCAAUUAAUCCCUAAUUUAGCAAUGAAGGAAGUAGUUGAUACAUUUCUACAAGAAAAUGAGUGGGCAUUAUAUUAUUAAUUUGUAAAAUUAGGUUACUGCCAUAUUUCUAUAAUAAUUGCAUAUAUCAUGAUUAUUUUUGGGUCCCAUUAAUUUACAUAAAUGUGUAUAUCAUUAUCUUGUAAACAGUAAAUAGAUCAUAUAUCUAUAUAAAGUUGAAUUCAAUUUUUUCUAUCAAUUUGAUGUAAUUUAGUUUGUUAUUUAAACAAUUGUUGAUUAAUUAAAUAAAAUUAACUAAAAUUAAAAAUAAGAAUAAAAAAAUUUUUUUAGUUAAUGAAUUUAAGACAGACAUAUAAAAUAUUAAAAAUAGCAAUAAUACAAUAAAAAUGAUACAAUAAAUGUGAUGUUAAAUAGGUCAUAUAAAAAUGUUAAAACUGUAUAUCUUUUUCCGAUAAACAAUAAAUUUAUUGUUUGCUGUAUAAUAAAA